Molecule: messenger RNA, 591 nt
Organism: Helobdella robusta
Lineage: Eukaryota; Metazoa; Annelida; Clitellata; Rhynchobdellida; Glossiphoniidae
Exons: 3
Coding region: 1-591 (196 amino acids)
Source: RefSeq, a predicted model, not a curated record
AUGGAAAAACAUUCAAUACGUAGUAAGACCAAACCUAAAUUAAGAACUCUUCCUGUAGUUGUCGCUAAAUCAGAUCCUCAUACACAUGUUCAACACAAGCAGAAAAUAGAGCAGAUGAAAAAAGUUAUUAGUAAAAAGACAGGAAUGAUUCUCUCCUUCCAGUUCUCUCUUUUCCUUCUGUUCAACAGCAACCUCAACAAGAUCAGCACAAAAAGAAAAAAGCAUAGCAUAGUUCAUUGUCAUCACACACAUCUUAUUCUAGAAAUCGUUUGCAGCUGGACAGAAGGUUGCAUGAGAGGCCAGAGCAAAAUUCGAACCAGCAACCAAAACGGCAACUGCGUUUUCAGCAACAACGUCAUCACCAACAACACCAUCAAAAUCUCAUGUAACAAGACAAAUGUCAGCCACAGCAGAACCGUUGACCACAUUAUCAGCGACAAAAGCAACAUCAUUACGAGAAACAAGUUCAACGCCAGCGAUAUCAGUACCAACCACCACAUCUUCAAAGAAGAGUGGAAAAAUCAAAUUCAACACAAAAAACAAACAUUUUUUGAUUUGAAUGGCUCCGCCUCUUCCGGGGGAGUAUUGUAG